AUGUAAUAACAAUAAAAAUAAAUAAUUGAUAAUCUAGAGAAACUUUAAAGCUGUGACUUAUCAUCUCAGAUAAAUCUUGAAAUUUAAUUAGAGCACAAAUAAUUAGGUAAUAGGGGUGCAUCAAACUUAGGUAACUGCUUAGAAAAAUGUACUAAUCUCUCAGCUUUAUCACUCCAUCUUUUGAGCAAUUAAAUUUAAGACAACGGUUUUUCAAAUUUAGGUUCUGCUUUUACAAAGCUAUACAAUCUUACAACUUUGGGACUCUAUCUUUCGUUCAAUUAAAUAGGUCCAUAGGGUGCAUCAGAAUUUGCUUCUUCUUUAGAAAAAUGCACAAACCUCUAAAAAUUUAGACUUGGAUUAAACAAGAAUUAAAUUGGCGUUUAUGGUGCUUCACAAAUAGGUUAUGCUUUAGAAAAAUUAAAAAAACUCUCAAACUUGAUACUCUACUUUUAGUACAGUGAAAUUGGUGCUUAAGGAGCAAAAAACUUAUGCUCUAGCUUAGCUAAUAGCACAAAUCUUUCAAUCAUAGAGCUUGACUUCUAGAGCAAUAAAAUUGGUUUAUAGGGUUCAUUGAACUUAUGCUCUGCUUUAUAAAAGUGCACUAAACUCUCAACUUUGAAACUCUACCUUAAUGAAAAUUUAUUUGGUAGAGUGUCUGCAUAAAGCUUAGGUUCAGCUUUAGGGAAAUUCGACCAUCUUUUAUCAUUGACGCUUGAAGUUAUGUGGAAUGAUAUUGGUGACGAAAGUGCAUUAUAAUUAGUUUCCGGUAUAGUAAAAUGUCCUAAACUCUUAUCAUUGAGUCUCGAACUUCUGAACUAAAAAAUAAAUGAAUUGGGUGCAUUAGACAUAGGUAAUUGCUUACAAAAAUGCAUUAAUCUCUCAACUUUAGUACUCUUCUUAUCGGAUAAUUAAAUUGGAGAUAAGGGUAUAUCAGACUUAGGUUCUACUUUUACAAAGCUCAGUAAUCUCACAAUUUUGAAAUUAUGGCUUCCGGUAAAUUUAAUUGGUGUAUAGGGUGCAUCAGACUUUGCUUCUUCUUUAGCAAAAUGUGCUAACCUUUCAACAUUUAAAAUUGGAUUAAACUUCAAUUAAGUUGGUGCUUAAGGUGCCACACAAAUAGGUCUUGCUUUAGCAAAGUUAACUAAACUCUAAAAUUCGUCUCUCUACUUUUCGUAGAAUCGAAUUAGUGCUUAAGGUUUAUCAGACUUAGGUUCUGCUUUAGCUAAAUGCAUUAAUCUUUCCACUUUAAAACUUGAACUAUCGGACAAUAAAAUUGGCGUAUUGGGAGCAACUAACUUAUGCUCUGCUUUAUAAAAGUGCACUAGUCUCUCAACUUUGAAACUUUGCUUUAACUUAAUAUCAUUUGGUAGUGAUUCUGCAUAAAGCUUAGGUUUUACUUUAGCUAAAUUUGACCAUCUUUUAUCAUUGACACUUAAGGUUAUGUGGAAUGGUAUUGUAGAUUAAAGUGCAUCAGACUUAGUUUCCUGUUUAGUAAAGUGUACUAACCUCUUAUGUUUGACUCUCAGCCUUGAUUAUAAUAAUAUCAAAUCUCCUUUAGAAUUAAAAGCUAAGGUGCUAAAAAUGAAGAGAUUAGUUAAUCACAGAGUAUCUUAUUGA
Molecule: messenger RNA, 1617 nt
Organism: Tetrahymena thermophila SB210
Lineage: Eukaryota; Ciliophora; Oligohymenophorea; Hymenostomatida; Tetrahymenidae
Product: kinase domain protein, putative
Exons: 19
Biological process (GO): nucleocytoplasmic transport; activation of GTPase activity
Cellular component (GO): perinuclear region of cytoplasm; nucleus; cytosol
Molecular function (GO): GTPase activator activity; small GTPase binding
Source: RefSeq, a predicted model, not a curated record